Messenger RNA from Durusdinium trenchii, 693 nucleotides. The record is from the annotation of a GenBank genome assembly. NCBI's taxonomy places the organism in Eukaryota, Dinophyceae, Suessiales, Symbiodiniaceae.
AUGUCCGUGUCCUUCCUCUCCAGAGACUUCCUUCAGGUGGGCGUCCAGGAGAUGUUGCGGAUUGAGGAGGUCCUCCAAGCGGUGCAGCUUCGGGUGUCGUUGGAGCGCAGCAGCAAGUCCGUGUCGGUGGGCCUGCUGGAGUACCACCACGCGGGGACCCUGGACUGUCCUAAGCCUCGGCCAGGAUGCCACCGCUGCGGGCAGUUUGCCGGCUGCCCCGCGGGCCAAACGCCGCGCUGCGCGGGGGGCGUGGACGCGCCGACGUGCUCCUCCGAGCCAGCCCUGCCCGAGAAGCAAGACUGGUUUGAACUCCGCCUGGGAGGUGCUGCGAAGGCCUCCUACGUCGGGAACACCACCGACGCCUGUGGCGACUGGCCGCUGGGUCCUCCCGUGAAGAUUGGGAUGGCUUUGUCCUUGACCUCCGGUGGUCCCGACGAUGCGAUGGCACAGGUCAUCGUCUCCACCUUGGAGCAACUGCUGAGGUGGGUGAACCGUGUUCGUGGUGGGCUGUGCAUGGGGGAGACACGCCGAGCAGUUGAGCUGCUGGUGCUGGACACUCAAGGGAAGGUGGAGCUGUUUCCGUCGGCGAUGCAGCGCUUGGCUUACGACCACAAUGUCAGCCUCUUCUUGGCGCCAGAUGGACUGGAGAACAUGGCAGAUGCUCAGCUGUGCAUUUUGAUGGCUGCCAGGUGA